AUGUCAAGGAGCAACACCCAAGCACUCGUCCAAGUACAGGUGAACACAUCUCAAGGUGCCAAGCCUUUGUGGUGCAAAGUGGAUAUCGGUGCAGAAGAUAAUGUCAUUUCUGUGGCAACAUAUAAUAAGCUGCAUCUAACAGUAUCAUGUAAUGCCAAAGGUGUACCCGUGAAUUUAACACCUUCUAACACAGUUAUCACUGCUUAUGGUGGUCAUUCUGUCAGCCAUUUUGGAACUUGUGUUCUGAACUUGUCGCAUGAACAUCACUCUAAGCCUUAUGUCUUUCAUGUAGUAGACACUGUUGGACCUACAAUUCUUGGGUUGCCAACAUGUACUGAUUUGAAUCUGAUUACCCUAAACUACAGUAUUACCACUCAGUCAAAGGAACUACAACCAUUGUGCCCCAAACCACCAUCCGCCAGAAAUUCAGCUGCAAAAGAGGACCUUAUUAAGCGUUAUGGCGACUGCUUCGAAGGAAUUGGGUGCUUCCAAGGAGAAUUCCACAUCACCUUGGAUCCUUCGAUAUCCCCUGUGGUACACCCUCCACGCAGAGUUCCAGAAGCCUGAAGGGAGCCUCUAAAGAAGGAAGUUGAUUCCUUGGUUGAACAAGGAAUUAUUGCUAAGUUGGAACAGCCUACAGAUUGGGUCAACUCAUUGGUUUGCGUCACAAAGAGUAAUGGCAGUCUACGGCUGUGUUUGGACCCAAAUGAUUUGAAUCGUGUAAUUAAGCGCCCUCACCAUUUUACUCCGACCCUGAACGAUGUUCUCUCUAAGUUGAAUGGUGCAACAUGUUUUUCUAUUAUCGACGCACGCAGUGGUUAUUGGAACAUUAAAUUGGACCAACAAAGUUCACUCUACACAACCUUUAACUUGCCCUAUGAAAGAUAUAGAUUUCUUCGCUUCCCAUUUGGGUUGGUAUGCGCACAAGAUAUCUUCCAACGAAAGGUCGACGAAACCUUCAGUGGUUUAGCUGGUGUGACCGGAAUCGCUGACGACAUCAUAGUGUAUGGUUACAAGAGCGACCAUAGUGACCAUGACGAGAACGUGCAUGCAGUCAUGCAGCGUGCCCAUGAAACUGGCCUGAAGUUCAACAUAGAGAAAUUCCAAAUUAGAUGCGAAUCUAUACCUUUCUUUAGUCAUGUUGUUGGUGUAGAUGGUCUUCGGCCUGACCAGAAGAAAGUUGAAGCUAUUCGUUCUAUGGAUUCGUCAAACAAUGUUGCUGACCUUCGAACAUUUCUUGGUAUGGUGCAAUUCUUGAGUCGCUUUGUACCAGAUUUGGCGACAUUGGCAGCAAACCUAUGGGCACUAACGAAGACCACUAGUGAAUUUGUUUGGAGUCCUGAACAUGAUAUCGCGGUGGAUAGGAUUAAGAAAGCAAUCACCUCUCCAAAGUCCCUGCAAUACUUCAAUAGCUCAGAGCCUGUUACAAUCCAAGUGGAUGCAUCGCAGCGCGGUAUUGGAGCCGUCCUCCUCCAGGACAAAGGUCCAGUAGAGUUUGCAAGAAAACUUCUAACAGAGACGGAGACUCGAUACUCCAAUAUUGAACGAGAAAUGUUUGCUGUUCUUUUUGGUCUAGAGAAGUUUCACUAUUAUGUAUAUGGCCGAACUGUUGUUAUUCAUACCGAUCACAAGCCCCUGGAGGCUAUAUUUAAGAAGCAUCUUGCCAACGCACCGCCUCGCAUUUCACGAAUGCUGCUUAGAAUCCAAAAGUAUGAUGUGCAAAUCAAGUAUGUACCUGGUAAGGACGUACCAGUAGCUGAUGCCCUAUCAAGAAUAAGUUCCUGUCGUGGUGAUACUCUUCCUGGUCUGGAUGUGACCGUCCACGAAGUCCUCCUAAGUCUCGAUGUUAGUCCUACGUAG
Molecule: messenger RNA, 1860 nt
Organism: Paramuricea clavata
Lineage: Eukaryota; Metazoa; Cnidaria; Anthozoa; Malacalcyonacea; Plexauridae
Source: the annotation of a GenBank genome assembly